GGCUCGCAGCCGGUUUCUGGCGGGGCCCGGAAGAGGUUCCCGGUCGGGGCGGAAGUGGCGCGCGGCUGCGGCUCAUGCGAAAUGGCGGCGGGGCCGUGCGUGCCGGGACCCCCGCGGCGGUAGGAAGGAGCUGCCGCCCGCCCGCCGAGGGUUACUCAUCCAUUUUUUGAGGUGGCAGUGAAAAGAGAAAAAACAGGCCAAGAUGGGGCGGAGAUCUACAUCCUCCACCAAGAGUGGAAAGUUCAUGAACCCCACAGACCAGGCCCGAAAGGAGGCCCGGAAGAGGGAGCUGAAGAAGAACAAAAAACAGAGGAUGAUGGUACGAGCAGCUGUAUUAAAGAUGAAGGAUCCUAAGCAGAUCAUCCGGGACAUGGAAAAAUUGGAUGAGAUGGAGUUUAACCCAGUACAGCAGCCACAACUUAAUGAGAAGGUGCUAAAGGACAAGCGUAAGAAAUUACGUGAGACCUUUGAGCGUAUCUUGCGUCUCUAUGAAAAGGAAAAUCCUGACAUAUACAAAGAACUGCGCAAGCUAGAAGUGGAGUAUGAACAGAAGAGAUCGCAGCUCAGCCAGUACUUUGAUGCUGUCAAGAAUGCCCAGCACGUCGAAGUGGAAAGUAUUCCCUUGCCAGACAUGCCUCACGCCCCCUCCAACAUCCUCAUACAAGACAUCCCCUUACCUGGAGCCCAACCACCUUCUAUCCUCAAGAAAACAUCAGCCUAUGGACCUCCAGUCCGGUCCAUUUCUGUACUUCCUCCUCUAGGACUUGGCGUUCCACGAUUACCCCCAGGCAGGAAGCCUCCUGGGCCACCCCCAGGGCCACCCCCACCGCAGGUCCUGCAGAUGUACGGCCGUAAAGUGGGCUUUGCCUUGGACAUGGCUCCUCGGAGACGAGAGGAGGAGAUUUCUUAUGGUUCUGACGCAGGCCAACAAGGACAUGACGAUGAAGUCUCCAGUACCAGUGAAGAUGAAGGAUACCCAGAAGACAUGGAUCAAGACAAGCAUGAUGAGAGCAGUGAUGACAGUGAUAGCGACAGGUCAGAUGCAGAUAGUGAUGGUGAUGAGUUCCUACAUCGUGACAAUGACAAGGAAAGGGAUGGUGGAGAAGAAAAGAAAGGUCACAGUGUGCGGUUUGCCGACAUGCCUGGCAAGUCACGGAAAAGAAAAAAGAACAUGAAGGAAUUGACUCCGCUUCAGGCCAUGAUGCUGCGAAUGGCAGGUCAGGAAAUUCCAGAGGAAGGCCGAGAAGUGGAGGAAUACUCGGAAGAAGAGGAUGAGGAGGAGGAGGACUCAGAAACUGAAGAGACAUCGCCAUCACAACAACAACACACAGAGGAGUCUCUGACUGAGACUGGAUCAUCUACUGCAGCUGCCCAGCCCCAGCCACAGCAGCAACCACCACCACAGCCUGUUCCUCCAGCUCAGAUACAGGCACCUCCUAUGCCUGGGCCACCUCCACUAGGACCACCUCCUGCCCCUCCUCUGCGACCCCCAGGGCCACCCACUGGUCUUCCUCCUGGUCCUCCACCAGGGGCUCCGCCGUUCUUGAGACCACCUGGCUUGCCAGGACUGCGUGGACCUUUACCACGACUCUUACCACCAGGACCUCCACCUGGCCGACCCCCUGGCCCUCCACCGGGCCCACCUCCAGGUCUACCACCUGGUCCUCCACCACGGGGACCCCCACCUCGCCUGCCCCCUCCGGCACCCCCAGGUAUCCCUCCGCCUCGCCCGGGCAUGUUGCGUCCACCUUUGGUGCCUCCCUUAGGACCUGCCCCACCCGGGCUUUUCCCACCGGCACCUAUUCCAAACCCAGGGGUGCUGAGUGCCCCACCCAGUUUGAUCCAGCGCCCCAAGGCGGAUGACACCAGUGCAGCCACCAUUGAGAAGAAAGCCACAGCAACUAUCAGUGCCAAGCCACAAAUCACCAACCCCAAGGCAGAGAUUACUCGCUUUGUGCCCACUGCCUUGCGAGUGCGCCGUGAGAACAAGGGUGUGUCUGCUGCCUCCCAGAGGAAACAAGAUGAUGAGCCUGCUCUUCCAUUAACCAAAGCGACACCUAAGGCUGGAUCCUCUGCCCCUGUCUCUGUUCAGACAAAGGAUGAUGUGUAUGAAGCCUUCAUGAAGGAAAUGGAAGGGCUUCUGUGACCUAGCCUGUUUGCAGUCAACCCUCCUACUUGCUGAGCUGUGAUCAGACUACCAUGAGGGAGGAAGAGGAUCCUUCUGACUGCAAUGAUUGGGUUGGAGGGCAUGUGUUAAACGUAGCUGCCUUACCCAGAGGUUAACUUAUCAAGAGUCUCUAAGUAGAGACCAUUACAUGUGGGGUGUGGCAGGGAAGCCCCCUUAGAGCCAGAAUUUCCACUUCUAGCUUCUUGUUGGGGAGGAGACUUAAAGUCCAGAAGGUGACCCUGGUAAAAGGCCUUUCUUGGGUCCUCUAUCAUUGUGGGAAUGAGGCUGUAAUACUGAAAGAAGGGGGAGUGUAUCACACUCAAUGGAACCCUUUCACUUCAUGGAUGCUUUGUGGUAGGGUAAUGGCACAAAUUCCUGAGGUACCAGAAAUAAGCUGGUAACAUUUCAUAUACAGACCUGAUUGUCGGGUUUUUAUGUUCCUUUUUGUUUGUUUUUUUCUGUAAAUAUUUUAUAGUACUAUUUUUAGUUGCAGUGAAAUCGAUUAAUCAUUUUUUCUCCCAAGGGUGGGCAGGAGGUAAUUUGUUGCAUACAUUGUACACUGGAGUUUUGCACUCUGUCCCCUCUGCAACCAUCUUU
Alligator sinensis (Chinese alligator) is the source of this 2764-nucleotide messenger RNA. RefSeq names its product WW domain binding protein 11 (gene WBP11). Lineage: Eukaryota; Metazoa; Chordata; Crocodylia; Alligatoridae. The record is from RefSeq and is a predicted model, not a curated record. Gene Ontology annotation, cellular component: spliceosomal complex. The coding region runs from base 203 to 2146 and encodes 647 amino acids. The transcript is spliced from 12 exons. Gene Ontology annotation, biological process: mRNA cis splicing, via spliceosome.